GCUUCUUCCCCACAUGAGAGCUGGGAUGUCCAGCAACAUUCAUCUAGAAGACAUUUCCCGCACUCAAGGCACUAAUACACCUCCAGGGUUGUGCGGGAUCUCUGAUGUACAGGAAGAAAGGACUUCAGUGAGGAACAAUUCCCUCACUCAGGACAGGAAAGUGGCUUCUCUCCUGUGUGCAAUCUCUGAUGUCUGUAAAGAUUUGACUUCUGUGAAAAACAUUUCCCGCACUCAGGACAUGAAUAUGCCUUUUCACUCAUGUGCAAUCUCUGAUGUCUGUAAAGAUUGGACUUAUCUGAAAAACAUUUCCCGCACUCAGGACAGGAAUACGGCUUUUCCCCCGUGUGAGACCUCUGAUGUGUGACAAGCUCUGAUUUUUGUAUAAAACAUUUCCCACACUCAGAACAGGAAUAAGGCUUCUCACCCGUGUGAGAUCUCUGAUGUGUGAUAAGAUGGGACUUCACUGAAAAACAUUUCCCACAAUCGAGGCAGGAAUACGGCUUCUCCCCCGUGUGAGACCUUUUAUGCACAAUAAAAUGCGAUUGAAAUUGGAAUAGCUUCCCGCACUCAGGACAGGAGAACCUCUUCUCUGUUGGAAGGCCGGCACGGUCCCGCACAGUCUGAGGGUCCUCAGGAUACAUGGAAUCCGAUGGUCCAUCUACACUGGGUGGUGCCGGAUGGACAUUGGAGGGAGCCGGGUU
Messenger RNA from Staurois parvus, 701 nucleotides. The record is from the annotation of a GenBank genome assembly. NCBI's taxonomy places the organism in Eukaryota, Metazoa, Chordata, Amphibia, Anura, Ranidae.